AGAGCUGCCUUUGGCUCAGAUCAGUUCGGCGCUCCGGGGUGCGCCGUGACAUCUAGGAGAAGGACCUUCUGCCAUGGGAAAAGUCAGGGCAGUCAGGCGCAAGCUUGCGCAAUUCUUCAACUGGCGCGUCAGUGUGACCUUGACCGAUGGUCGAGUAUUGGUGGGUGUCCUGAUGGCUGUAGACAGGCAUGUGAACAUCGUGCUGUGUAACACAGAGGAGUACCGCAAGUACAAGGUCAAAGGCAAGCCAGAGGGCAAAGAAUUGAAGAGGAUGUUGGGCUUCAUAGUUGUUCGUGGCACCGGAAUCCUAUACAUUCAGCCAGAAGAACUUGGCAAGGAGGACCUGGUCGAGACCGACAAGCCUCGCAAAAAGGCACAAGCACCUGCAGCAGCACCUGCCAAGCCCGCGGCUCCCGCCAAGCCGGCAGCAUCCGUAGGUGCAGCCAUGAACCCAGCAGCAGCUUUGUUGGCAGGGAUGAGGCCUCCCAUGCUGAACCCACUGCUUGCAGCGGGCUUGCGCCCUGGUGGCCUACCAGGUCUUCCUAGCAUGCCAGGCAUGCCGACCAUGCCAAACAUGGGCAUGCCCAACAUGGCAAUGCCUGGGGCGGGACGUGGCAUGGGCAUGCCCGGAAUGCCCACCAUGCCACGACCAAUGUGAGCACAUAGCAGACGGAUGGCCAGUAAGAGUGAAACCACUGAGUUUCGGAGCGAUAGGAGUGAUG
Cladocopium goreaui is the source of this 722-nucleotide messenger RNA. The record is from the annotation of a GenBank genome assembly. Lineage: Eukaryota; Dinophyceae; Suessiales; Symbiodiniaceae.